AGAUGGAGGCUGUGUGUGAAGAGAGUUUGCACAGGUUUUUGGGAGCUGUGCGUGUUGAUUGGAGGAACCAGUUCUGUGUCACCCCACCCAACAUAAGCUUCACAUUCUUACUGACAGAGGAAGACAAACCUCAAAUGCCUGAGGGCUCUUUGCUGAAGCUCCAGGCUCUGGAGGGAGACACCAGCCCUUCUUCAGACACCUCUCCCGAAGAAAGUCCACCCAGCCUGGGAUUCAAAGACGAAAUCCUGAUUCCUUCAUGCAAUGACGUUGGGCAAGAGCACAGCUCACCAGACUGUAGGCUGGCAGAGGGUGACUGUAGCAGUGAUCUCCAGCAGAGCCCGGGGCCCAGUCGACUCAUCCAGCACAUCACAGAUGACAACAGCCCCCUGCCCUCCCCACGCUGCUCCAGCCUCAGCCAGAGCCAACGCUUCAACACAGACCCUGAAUCUGCCCCAUCUCCACCCUGCGCACAGCAUCUCAUCAUGGCUCGUGGAGUUGUUAGAACAGAGGUUCCUGGAGACGCAAAGGAAGCUACUUCCAUCCCACUCCUCACCAAACACAUCCAAACUCUCAAGAGGAAAAUACGCAGGUUUGAGGAGCGCUUUGAGCACGAAAUGAACUAUAAGCCUUCACAUAAUGAUAAAUCGGCCAAUCCUGAGAUGUUCAAGCUCAUUAGUGAACUAGCCAGGUCUCGCAAGCAGCUCAAAGGUAAAACUCUUAGAAUGACAUUUGAGGAAUCCCGGACACAUGAGAACAACCAGUCCACAGAUAUUUGCAGGUACACCAACGGCCAGCAGGAGACGCCAGAGCAGCAGCACAAGCCCUCUCUGGAGGAGACGGUGGACACACUCCUGAAACGACUACGGGAGAAACGCCAGGCCCUCGGCCUCCCAGACAACAUGAAGGAGAUGACCCAAAGACAGAUGGCCCUGGAGAAGAUCACUCUGCAAAAAUGUCUGCUGAAUUUUGAGAGCUUACACGGCCGCCCUGGCACCAAACAAGAGAAAAACCUGGUAAAACCUCUCUAUGAUAGAUACCAGAUGGUGAAACAUCUCCUGUGUGCGACUCCCACUAUUACAACUAUAGUCUGA
Sinocyclocheilus rhinocerous is the source of this 1091-nucleotide messenger RNA. RefSeq names its product protein FAM13C-like. The transcript is spliced from 10 exons. The record is from RefSeq and is a predicted model, not a curated record. Lineage: Eukaryota; Metazoa; Chordata; Actinopteri; Cypriniformes; Cyprinidae. Bases 3 to 1091 code for a protein of 362 amino acids.